GGGCACGCCGCACCGGGUACAGCCUCCGACUGUCCCAAGUACUAGGUCCUAGGCGACGCGGCGCUUAUAAAGGCGGCAGGCGCACACCGCCGACAGUGACUCGCCGUUGCCCCGAACCUAUCCGUCCACUCCAGACAUGAAGGCUAUCGUGGUGUUGGCGUUGGUAGCGCUGACGAGUUGCGCGUACGCAGACACCGAGAAGAAGCAAGAGAAGCGCGACGCUCUGGGCCUCGGCUACGGGCUGGGCGCGCCGUUAGUGGGCCACGGCUACGGCGGGUACUACGGGCACGGCCUCGGCCUCUUCAACCAUGGCCUGCACAGUAGCGGGCUCUACGGCGGCGGGCUUUAUGGCGGCGGUCUCCACGGCGGUGGUCUCUACGGUGGCGGUCUCUACGGGCACGGCCUGUACGGGCACGGCUUCGUGGCACCGCCUCUGCUGGGUCGCGGGCUCUAUGGCGGCGCGCCGCUGCUCGGCUUCGGACACGGAUACUUACAUUGAGUGGCGGACGGCCACUCUAGCUUGUAUCGAUGGCUUACUAGAAUAGCGGCCCAUUUCAAAGACAUCUAAUUCACUCGGCAGGCGAAAAAACUGAGAAGUAUCUUGCGCGCAAAGCCUUGUCUAGGCGGUUGGAUACAUAAUAAAACGUAGCACUUUUGGAUACAGCUGUGUAACAAGUGAAAAUGGAUAUAUUUUGGUGUGGGCCACUCCUCUUGAAAACUAGCAAUUAUAUUUAUUAUGUUUAGUGCCAAAUUAUUGUGAAUAAAUAAAUGUACGUAUUCGUUUGAUAAUUAUAUUCUGAGAACCGCUACUUUU
Hyposmocoma kahamanoa is the source of this 814-nucleotide messenger RNA. Its product is annotated as acanthoscurrin-2-like. The coding region runs from base 137 to 499 and encodes 120 amino acids. The transcript has 2 exons. Lineage: Eukaryota; Metazoa; Arthropoda; Insecta; Lepidoptera; Cosmopterigidae. The record is from RefSeq and is a predicted model, not a curated record.